AUGACCCUCGAUCUGAACGUGGACGCAUACACCGGGCAACAGCAACGUGACAAAACCACUGGGGUCAAGAAAUGUGACAGGCAGGCAUUGGAGACCCUUCGGUCGGAGGCAUCCAAGAAGAAGGACCUUGUUCCGCGCGGUGACUACAGGCCUUCACCUGCCGGAAAGCUUACCUUCUUCGUGCUGCGCAGCCUCGAACCUGCUCCGCAGUGUUCGAUCCUAGCGCAUGGUUUCGGCACAUCCGUCUUAACAUCGCGGCUGAUCAAUGGCCUAGGCCUGUCGCCCUACCGGCUGGUCUUGCUCACCAUGUCAGUUGGCUCAGUGGUCAAGCAGAACAUCUGGGUCACAAUACUAUCUAGGGGCUCGAUGACGGUAGGUGUGGCGGUCGCGAUAGCGAUGCUCAAUGCUGCGUCGAAUAGUCUGAGCACAUAUGCCUUUCCGGCGCUACCUAUUGGGGGCACGCUUCACGUAGUUGGUAUCUUGACAGAGCUUAUUACGGAGAUUCAGCGCGAACGGUUUAAGGCCGAUCCAAACAACAAGGGUAAGGUGUGUACGGGGGGCCUGUGGGGUUUGGCGCGGCACAUCAACUACGGAGGAUACACGAUGUGGAGAGCGGGAUAUGCAAUGGCCGGAGGAGGAUACGGGCUGGGUGCCUUGCGGGCUAUUCCCGUUUUGAGUGAGUAUUGCGAGAAGUGGUACGGUGCGCAGUGGGAGGCGUAUAGGCAGAAGACGCCGUAUGAGCUGAUUCCCUAUGUCUAUUAG
Messenger RNA from Bipolaris oryzae ATCC 44560, 762 nucleotides. RefSeq lists its product as uncharacterized. Gene Ontology annotation, cellular component: membrane. Bases 1 to 762 code for a protein of 253 amino acids. Lineage: Eukaryota; Fungi; Ascomycota; Dothideomycetes; Pleosporales; Pleosporaceae. The record is from RefSeq and is a predicted model, not a curated record. The transcript has 5 exons.